AUGUCAUUUCUUGGUGGCGCUGAGUGUUCCACCGCGGGAAACCCCCUCACGCAGUUUACGAAACACGUACAAGAUGACAAGUCCCUCCAGCGUGACCGGCUUGUCGGGCGUGCCCCUGGAAUGCAAGAGGGUAUGCGCUCGCAGGGAAUGAUGGGGGGUCACGACCAGAUGAUGGACGAGUUCGCUCAGCAAUCAGCUCAACUCCCCGGCGGCCCGCAGCAGCAUAUGAGGAUGGAGAUGGAGCAAGUGAGACAGCAACUAGAGCAGAUGCACACAACGCCGCGAACGGGUUCGCCGGGGUGGGCUGCGGAGUUUGACCCUGGAGAACAAGCCCGCAUGGAGGCUGCCUUUGCCGGGCCAAAGGGUCCCAUGAUGAACAACGGAUCGGGGUUCACUCCGGCCGAGUUUGCCCGCUUUCAGCAGCAGAGCACCAUGAGCGUUCCGCAAUCGGCUAGCCCAGUUACCGCCGGCCAGUCACCAAUGAUGGGUGGUUACCAGCGAUCUAUGGGCAUGGGGUAUAUGGGAUACGGAGGGAUGGGGAUGAUGCAGCCUGGAUUCGGACCCAUGGGCAUGCAACACCAGCAGCCGGCUGAGGCUUCAACGCAGGAUAAAGGAAAGGGGCGGAUGAUUGAGCUCGACGAUGAGAACUGGGAAGCUCAGUUCAAAGAGAUCGAGACGGCAGAUCAGGGGAAGCUGGAUGACGAGGCCAAUGCAGCCAUAGAGGCGGAGUUGAAUGAUCUUGACAGGUCAGUCCCCACCACCAGUAGCACCGAAGACCUCAGUCAUUUUGAGCGCGUAUGGGAAAGAGUCCAAGCUGAGACGGCAACAAAUAGAAAAUUGGCGGAGGAUUCUGAGUACAAUAUUGAUGAUAAUCUCCAUAUGGGUGAUAUGGCCGAAUGGGAUGGGUUCGACAAUCUGAAUACUCGGUUCAGGGAGCCUCGAUUGGGUGAUUACUCGUUCGAGCAGGAGAAUGUCUUCCGCGACAUCGCUAACCCCUUUGAGGAGGGUAUGAAGAUUAUGCAAGAAGGCGGCAAUCUGUCCCUGGCAGCUCUGGCUUUUGAGGCGGCGGUGCAGAAAGACCCUCAGCAUGUGAAGGCUUGGACUAUGCUGGGUACUGCCCAGGCUCAAAAUGAGAAGGAACUCCCUGCUAUUCGGGCACUGGAGCAAGCUCUCAAGGUGGAUCCGAACAAUCUUGACGCCCUCAUGGGGCUUGCUGUGUCAUACACGAACGAAGGGUACGACUCAACAGCUUACCGUACCCUCGAGCGCUGGCUUUCCGUUAAAUAUCCUCAGAUCAUUAGUCGAGAUGAUCUAUCCUCGGACGCCGACCUAGGAUUCACUGACCGCCAGAUUCUUCAUGAACGUGUUACCGAUCUUUUCAUACAGGCGGCUCAAUUGUCGCCGUCGGGAGCGCAAAUGGAUCCUGAUGUUCAGGUUGGUCUGGGCGUCCUCUUCUAUUGCGCAGAAGAGUACGAGAAGGCCGUGGACUGCUUUACGACAGCAUUGGCGAGCACUGAAUCCGGAACCACGAACCAGAGGGAGCAACUUCAUCUCCUUUGGAACCGCCUGGGAGCUACGCUCGCCAACUCUGGUCGAUCAGAAGAAGCUAUUGAGGCCUACGAACAAGCUCUGAACAUCAAUCCUAACUUUGUCCGAGCGCGCUACAACCUAGGCGUAUCGUGUAUCAAUAUUGGUUGUUACCCGGAAGCAGCGCAACAUCUUCUGGGAGCCUUGUCCAUGCAUCGUGUGGUCGAGGAGGAAGGAAAGGAACGAGCUAGGGAGAUUGUAGGCGGCAAUGAUGGUCGCAUCAACGAGGCCGAACUCAACCGCAUGAUUACUGCAAACCAAAGUACCAACCUUUACGACACGUUGCGACGGGUAUUUAGCCAAAUGGGUCGACGAGACCUGGCCGAUUUGGUGGAAGCGGGAAUGGAUGUCAAUAUAUUCCGGAAGGAAUUUGAGUUUUGA
This is a messenger RNA of Aspergillus nidulans FGSC A4, 1968 nucleotides long. RefSeq lists its product as uncharacterized. Bases 1 to 1968 code for a protein of 655 amino acids. The record is from RefSeq and is a predicted model, not a curated record. Lineage: Eukaryota; Fungi; Ascomycota; Eurotiomycetes; Eurotiales; Aspergillaceae. Gene Ontology annotation, biological process: establishment of protein localization to peroxisome. The transcript has 2 exons. Gene Ontology annotation, cellular component: cytosol; peroxisomal matrix.